Messenger RNA from Jaculus jaculus (lesser Egyptian jerboa), 5685 nucleotides. It is a transcript of the gene Zcchc14, whose product is annotated as zinc finger CCHC-type containing 14. The record is from RefSeq and is a predicted model, not a curated record. The transcript is spliced from 13 exons. Bases 1 to 3282 code for a protein of 1093 amino acids. NCBI's taxonomy places the organism in Eukaryota, Metazoa, Chordata, Mammalia, Rodentia, Dipodidae. Gene Ontology annotation, molecular function: nucleic acid binding; phosphatidylinositol binding; zinc ion binding.
AUGGUGGAGAAGCGCUGCCCGCUGCAGAGGGACGGCGUGUACCGCUGGUUCUCGGAGCUGCCGUCGCCGCAGCGCGUGGAGUUCCUGUGCGGCCUGCUGGACCUGUGCAUCCCGCUGGAGCUGCGCUUCCUCGGCUCGUGCCUGGAGGACCUGGCGCGCAAGGACUACCACUCGCUGCGCGACUCGGAGAUCAAGGCCAACAACCCGGCCGACCUGGGCAGCCUCACCAACCUGACGGACGAGGUGGUGCGCAGCAAGCUGCUGGUGUCGCUGGCGCUGCUGGGCUCGGAGCAGCGCGAGGCGGCGGGCGUGCUCUACCGCACGCUCACGCACAUCGACUCCAUCAUCCAUAACUACGGACUGCAGCUCAACGAGGGCCGCACGGGCGAUGAGUUCCUGCUGCUCUUCACCAUGGCCUCCAACCACCCGGCCUUCAGCUUCCACCAGAAGCAGGUGCUGCGCCAGGAGCUCACGCAGAUCCAGAGCAGCCUGAACGGCGGCAGCGGAGGAGGAGGAGGGGGAGGCCCCGGGGGCAAGAGCGCCCCCGGGCCUGGCAGCACGCUGCCCACCUGCCCGGCCUGCCACAAGAUGGCACCAAGAACUGAGGCCCCCGUCAGCAGCGUCAGCAACAGCUUGGAGAAGGCACUGCACACAUCGGCACAUUCCACGGAGGAGUCGCUGCCCAAGAGGCCUUUGGGAAAGCAUGGCAAAGUGAAUGUUGAAAAGAUUGACCUGAAGGGAUUUUCACACACAAAAAAUGACAGAAAUGUUGAAUGUUCCUUUGAGGUCUUAUGGUCUGAUUCUUCAGUAACAUCAGUAACCAAGUCUUCCUCAGAAGUGACUGAAUUUAUUUCAAAGUUAGCUCAGCUCUGCCCUGAGGAAAACUUGGACAAACUCAUUCCGUGCUUGGCUGGCCCAGAUUCCUUCUACGUGGAGAGGACCCACGUGGAUCUGGAAGCAGGCCUGCGGUAUCUGGCUUCAUUACCUUCUCAUGUGUUAAGAAAUGACCAUGUGAAGAAAUUCUUCAGCAUUUCAUCUCCCACCCAACAGCUUCAAAGUCCAGGUCCUGGAAACCCCUCCCUUCCCAAAGUGGGUGCCGUGAUGGGUGUGUCUGGAAGGCCCAUUUGUGGAGUGGCUGGCAUCCCAUCCUCUCAGAGCAGCAGCGCCCAGCACCACCUGCAGCACUCAGCCAGUGCAGUGGCUUCCCUGCCCCACUGCUCCCAUGCUGGGGGCACAGGCUCAGCGCUGGCUUACCGGACCCAGGUGGAGGCCUCAUCUGCUAUUCUGAUGCCCCCCAGUCUGCAGGCCCCUCAACCCCAGGAACAAAAUGGGAUUUUAGACUGGCUUAGAAAGCUGCGUUUGCACAAGUAUUACCCUGUCUUUAAACAACUCACCAUGGAGAAGUUUCUGAGCCUUACUGAAGAAGAUCUGAAUAAAUUUGAGUCCCUUACCAUGGGAGCAAAGAAAAAGCUCAAGACUCAGUUGGAGCUGGAAAAAGAGAAGUCGGAGAGACGGUGCCUGAACUCUUCAGCCCCAUCCUUGGUCACCAGCAGUGGAGUGGCCCGAGUUCCCCCCACCAGCCAUGUGGGGCCUGUGCAGGCUGGACGCAGCAGCCACUCCACAGAGCUGCGGGUGGAGGUGGAACAGGCAGCUCACCAGCUGCCCCGGGAAGGCAGCUCUUCUGAGUAUUCCAGCUCCUCCUCCAGCCCCAUGGGUGUGCAGGUGCGCGAGGAGAGCUCGGAUAGCGCCGAGGAGAAUGACAGACGUGUGGAUGUACACGUGGAGAGCGCUGACAAGGAGAAGCCUGUGAUGCUGCUGAGUCACUUCCCGUCCACUUCUGCCAGACCCACGGCCCAGGUUCUGCCCGUACAGAAUGAGGCUGGUUCUAGCCCAGCAGGCCACCAUCCCCUUCCCCCCCAGCUGAUGCCCACGGCCUCACACCUGGCACCUGUCCGGAUGCUGAGCUCUGUCCACAAAUCAGACAGGGGCAGCACGGACGUGAAACUCCUCUCAUCCUCUGUGCACUCACUUCUGUCCCUGGAAGAAAGGAGCAAGGGGCCUGGCCCCAGAGGCAGCACUAAAGUGGACAAGAGCUUCGGUGGUGCUGUGUUGGAUUCCCUGCCCUCCACGGCACCCCAUCCACCCGUGCAGGUCCUCUCUGGCCUUGCAGAGAGCAGCUCUGUGUCACCCACAGUCUCUUUUGGUCCCCGGGCCAAAGUUGUACACGCAGCCACACUGGACAGGGUGCUGAAGACCGCACAGCAGCCAGCCCUGGCUGUAGAAAGCAGCUCCGCUGCUACAGGAGCCCCGAGCACUGUCCUGCAUGUGGCCCGGCCACCCAUCAAGCUGCUGCUGUCCUCCUCCGUCCCUGCUGAUGCUGCCGUGUCUGGGCAGACGUCCUGUCCCAACAACGGACAGAUCAGUGUGCCCCCUGCAAUAAUCAACCCUCGGACUGCUCUGUACACAGCCAACACCAAAGUUGCCUUCUCCGCAGUGAGCAGUGUGCCCGUGGGCCCCCUGCAGGGCAGCUUCUGUGCCAACAGCAACACUGCCUCCCCCAGCAGCCACCCCUCCACGUCCUUUGCAAGCAUGGCCACGCUGCCCAGCUGCCCCGCCCCCAGCUCCAGCCCAGCACUCUCUUCUGUUCCCGAAAGCAGCUUUUAUACUGGUGGCACUGGCAGUGGUUCCACGGGAAACAUUCCUGCCUCAAGUCAAAACCACCAUCACCAUCACCACCAUCAGCAGCCGCCAGCACCCCCACAGCCCGCACCACCCCCACCUGGCUGCAUUGUGUGCACAUCUUGUGGGUGCAGUGGCAGCUGUGGCUCAAGUGGCCUCACCGUCAGUUACGCCAACUAUUUCCAGCACCCAUUCUCUGGGCCAUCCAUGUUUACCUUCCCCUUCCUGCCCUUCAGCCCCAUGUGCAGCAAUGGCUAUGUCAGUACCCAGCAGUACGGCGGCAGCUCUGCUUUCCCAGUUGUGCACGCCCCCUACAGCGGAAAUGUGACUCCGGACCCUGUCCUGGGUGGGCAGUCCACAUUUGCAGUACCACCCAUGCAGAACUUCAUGACUGGGACUGCAGGGGUGUACCAAACCCAAGGUCUGGUGGGCAAUAGCAAUGGCUCAAGUCACAAAAAGAGCGGGAACCUGUCUUGUUACAACUGUGGGGCCACCGGUCACCGUGCUCAGGACUGCAAACAGCCUUCCAUGGACUUCAACCGGCAAGGAACUUUUAGGUUGAAAUACGCUCCUCCUGCAGAAGGUCUGGACUCCACAGACUGAUACUUUCCUCUGGAAACAGAAUGUUAUUAAGCCAUGGAGACAAGGAAAAUUACAUGCAAAGCUGGGAAGUCAAGUUGCUGUUGAGCUUAAUAUUUUUAACCCAAAGGUGCUUUACUUUACUAGACUGGAUAGAAAAUCUAGCAUAGAAGUGCAUGGAACUCUAUCUCGUUGCCAAAAUCUUAGAUGGGAGGGAGCUUGAUGUCAGGACUUGCCUAUGGGCACCUCCACGGUGGUGCUGUGGCUGUACCCUUGGUUGCAGUAGAGACCUCCGUCUCCCGAAGAGCAUCGCAGCACUGGUCCUUCUAGGUUCACACACAAUUCCAGGGCAGCUACGUGUGACCUGAGUCAAAACUGAAGGCCGAGUUCUCCAAGUGGAGUUCCCCAGUUGGAUUCAAGACGCCCCUGGGUUAGGAAAAUGUCAACUUUGCUUUGUUUGCUAAAGUGAUUAGGCACUAAUCUCUGGGAUUUUUAAGGAUUGCACUACAAAAGAAUGUACCUGACUUGGCCUCUGCCAUCUUGGAGGCAGACUGUGCAGAGACCGUCAGUGCAGGACUCCAGUAAUUGGUAUGUGGAGUCAGCACCAGCAGGCUGCUCGGCUUAGUACACAACAGAGAUUUCAGUAUGUCCUUCCUACUUCAAACACUAGUAGCAGUUCCAGGUUUUCAGUUUCCUUUUCUGCAAAUAAAUUUGAACUACAUUAAUAAACAGAAAUAGUUUACUCUCAACAACUUCGUUUCUAAGGGUCCAAGUCCCAGGGAAUCCAGACGCCAAGGCUUGACACCGUCCCUUCCAGCUCAUUGGUGGCUUUGAACCUGUUCUUGCCACCAGGAACAUGUUCCUGCAGGACAUGGGUACUCGGCUUUGUGAUUGGCUGUGACAGAUGCUCCUGUCCUUUGGAAGCUGGCAAGUUGUGCUAUCUCAUGGCUUCUCCAGGUCCCCAGCCCAGAGCUUACUGCUGACGGAUUCACACUUGAGACAGACAUUUCAACAGUAAUACAGUUCCAUGAUUUAUGAACAAGAUUCCAAACUUUCUCCUGUCAACUUCUUUUGUAUUAGGCUGUGUAUUGAUAGUUAAUUCCGUUAAAAAAAAAAUUGCCUGGAAAACUUUAUAGAAAGAGGCAAGACUCAGCAACUACUCAGCAGACAGCCCAUGCCUGGGAGAGGUGGCACUUUCCAGGGGGAAUAAAAGUCCUUGCUGGGGACCUCUGCAUUUCAACCCACCAGAAUAAAAGCAUUUUGCUUUGAAAUUUAGGGACUUAGACAUUCAAGGUUAAAGGGAAUUUUAAGCUCAAAGAACAUCACUUAAAAUGCUAAAGCCUUCAAUAUUAAAAUAUUGACUGGUAAAGUCUUGCCAAGGAUUUUCCAGUUGCAUAUUUUUGGAGAAGAAAAUCUCAGUAUUCAGACCAUUCUUAAAAUGGGACAAUCAGCCUCAUGCAAAAUUGGUCAAAAUAAAUCACAGAAUACCCUAGAAUUGGAGGCAUUGUGAUACAAGGCUUCAAAUUUUGAGAUCAGUUUCCUGACUUGAUGGAAACUAAAGCAGAAAGUUGUUACUUUUUUUAUGAAAGGCUUUUAGUAGAGUUUUGUAGUAUUAUUUUAGUAGAGUUUUAUUUCUAUGCAAUGCAGAAUUGACAGACCUCCGUGUUCUUUCUCUGUUCAUGGUACAGUAUUACGUCCAGUUCUGAAGCGAUGGUGAUGCUUACAACAGCUGUUAGGGGAUGUUAUGUUGAUCUGACUUAGAAACACUACAAAUGUCAAAUAACAAGAACUGACACAACUUUGCCUUAAAGAGUACCAGACUGGAACUUGUCAUGUUAUGUUAAUAAGGAAGACUUCGAGUGUUCAUUGAUGUUUACGAUUUUAAUAUUUCCGAAGGCCAUUACAGUGGCCUGGAUAUGUGCUGAAAGCCAAACUUUUAAAAUUUUUGGUUUUUUUUAAAGCAAAGAAAUAUUUUAAAUAAAUCCUAUUUCAACACAGUGAAAUUGUUGAAAGUUGUCUCAUAGCAAAAGAAAAAUCACUUCAGUUUUUCGUUUUAGUGGUAAUAAGUGUUUGUUGUUAUCCUUACAACUAUUUUGAUAAAUACUAGAGGUUAACCUUAAAGACAACAAAAAUCUAAAAUGGAAACUUCCAUUUGAAUUAUGACAUUCAGAGUUGAGGUAAACAUAUUCUGACAUUGUUUCAGCUGUGUUCCAGUCAUCAGAGGUCUUUUGAAAGUGCUUGUAUGGUGUGACCUCUCCCAUGAGGCUGUCAAGAAUUGCCAAGACAUAGACAAAUACACCGUACAGAAGAGUCAGCUGCCAAUCCCCGAGAUGUCUCCCAAGGGAAUCCCAUACUUGAGAUGCUCGACGGUAUUUACUAGCAGUAUUAUCUCUGAUGAUGUCCUCUCCAAAGCAACCCAACCCAAGU